This is a messenger RNA of Sesamum indicum (sesame), 3203 nucleotides long. Its product is annotated as Leucine-rich repeat protein kinase family protein. Gene Ontology annotation, molecular function: protein binding; ATP binding; protein kinase activity. The record is from RefSeq and is a predicted model, not a curated record. NCBI's taxonomy places the organism in Eukaryota, Viridiplantae, Streptophyta, Magnoliopsida, Lamiales, Pedaliaceae. Gene Ontology annotation, biological process: protein phosphorylation.
GUUGUUGCUUCCUCUUUUUCCCUCCUGCAACUCUUUCUUUCUCCAAUUGCUUUGGGUACUCUUGUUCUCCAGAAGAAGUGAGUGAAAGAAGUAGAUCUUUUAUGACAAGGCUUCCUUUUGAUCAUAAGUUUAUUGGGGGUUUUCAAUAAUCCUUGCAACUAAUUUCUCUUACAGUUUAUGUCUCAUGGAGCAGCAUUACUUCAGUUUGUUCAGCUUGAUGCUGUUUUCUGCACUGAUUGGAACCACUUUCAGCUACCAAGAUGGCUUCUUGAGCUUAACAUGCGGUGGAACGACAAGCUACGUGGAUUCUUCUAACAUUUCAUGGACACCAGAUGGAUAUUACGUUACCAUUGGCAACAUGACUACUGUUGUUUUUCCUGAGGGAACCUCAUCAACCAGCCUCCCAGUCCGAUUUUUCCCAGAUUCUGCCGGCAGAAAGUGUUACAGGCUCCCAAUACAAAACACCUCAUCUUUAGUUCUUGUUAGGACUCGAUUUGUGUACAAGAACUACGAUGGGCUUGGAAAGCCCCCUGUUUUCUCUGUCUCUCUUGGGACACUUAUGACAACUACGGUAAAUCUUGCUCAUACUGAUCCCUGGAUUGAAGAAUUUAUAUGGCCAGCGAACAAGGAUAUUCUGCCGUUGUGUUUCCACUCGAUUCCUAAUGGUGGAUUCCCCGUUGUUUCAUCACUUGAACUCCGGCCUCUUCCUCCAGGAGCAUAUGUUAGUGCAUUUGGAGAUUCCAAUGAUAAGCUGCUCAGAAAGUCAUACCGUAUUAACUGUGGAUACAAUGAUGGACCAUUAAGGUACCCUUUGGAUCCAUACGAUCGAAUAUGGGACGCUGAUGAGGAUUUCUCUCCUUACCAUGUGUCUGCUGGUUUUGAUGUUGAAAGCAACUUUAGUUUGUCAAACAUUAAAGAGAGCCCUCCUGUUGCUGUUCUUCAGACUGCUCGAGUUUUAGCGAGAUGGAACAAUCUUGUAUACAGGUUACCUCUAGAUAAUCAAGGAGACUACCAUGUUGUGCUCUACUUUGCAGGAAUUCUGCCCGUGUCCCCUUCAUUUGAUGUAAUAAUUAAUGGAGAAGUCGUUCAAUCAAACUACACGGUGAUGCAGUGGGAGGCUAACAGUCUGUUCUUUACUGUAAAAGGAAUCAGGACUUUGAACAUCACCUUGAAGACAAUCAGCUACUAUCCUUUAGUGAAUGCUCUUGAGGUUUAUGAGAUUCUUGAUAUUCCUUUGGAAGCUUCUUCAACUACAGUUUCAGCGCUUCAGGUUAUACAACACUCAACCGGCCUGGAUCUGGGGUGGCAAGACGACCCAUGUUCGCCUAAACCGUGGAACCACAUCGGGUGUGAUGGAAAUCUGGUCACUUCAUUGAAACUUUUUGAUGUUGCGUUGAGGACAAUUAGUCCUACAUUUGGUGAUCUGCUGGAUCUUAAAGCACUAGACUUGCAUAACACUUCGCUAGCUGGGGAAAUACAGAACUUGGGUGGACUGCAGCAUCUUGAGAAACUGAACUUGAGCUUCAAUCAGAUAACAUCCUUUGGUUCUGAGUUGGAAGAUUUGAUCAACAUUCAAGUCCUAGACCUACAUAAUAAUAGUUUGGAGGGAGCCGUACCAGAAAGUUUGGGAGAGCUAAGAGACCUUCAUUUACUCAAUCUGGAGAACAAUAAGCUACAAGGGCCACUCCCACAAUCGUUGAACCGUGAAAGCUUAGAAGUUAGGACAUCAGGGAAUUUGUGUCUUUCCUUCUCACUAACAUGUAAUGGCCUUUCUCGGAAUCCUUCACUUGAGACUCCACAGGUCACUAUAUUUACCCCAAGAAAGCGCAAAAACCAUAGCCAUUUAGCAAUUCUACUCGGAGCAGUUGGAGGAGCUGUUCUUGCCCUUUUCGUUAUUUCCUUCUCAGCCCUCUUAUACUUGAAGAGAAAGAGAGCUGAAAAAACCUACACACAGAGACAUGCAAUAGAUAUGCAAAGCUGGAACUCCGCAAGAGUCUUCACCUACAAAGAGAUAAAAGCGACCACAAACAACUUCAAAGAGGCCAUUGGUCGUGGCAGUUUCGGUUGUGUAUACAUUGGCAAGCUCCCAGGUGGCAAAUUAGUAGCUGUUAAAGUCCGGUUUGAUAAAACUCAGCUGGGGGCCGAUUCUUUCAUCAACGAGGUCUCUCUUUUAUCACAGAUUCGACACCAGAAUCUUGUGUCGUUGGAAGGGUUCUGUUGCGAGUCAAAGCAGCAGAUUCUUGUUUAUGAAUACUUACCGGGAGGAUCAUUGGCUGAUAACCUUUAUGGUGCAAAUAGCAAGAAACUGACACUGAGUUGGGUUCGGAGACUGAAAAUUGCUGUUGAUGCUGCAAAAGGCUUGGACUACCUGCACAAUGGAAAUGAUCUACGUAUAAUCCACCGGGACGUGAAGAGCAGCAACAUUCUUUUGGACAUGGAGAUGAAUGCUAAAGUGUCCGACUUUGGCCUCUCUAAGCAAGUCACUCAAUCUGAUGCAUCUCAUGUCACCACAGUAGUCAAAGGCACUGCAGGCUAUCUUGAUCCUGAGUAUUAUUCCACUCAACAGUUAACAGAGAAAAGUGAUGUCUAUAGUUUCGGGGUUGUGCUUCUGGAGCUGAUAUGUGGCCGAGAACCGCUCACUCACACCGGCACUCCUGAUUCCUUCAAUUUGGUUUUAUGGGCUAAGCCAUACUUGCAGGCUAAUGCAUUUGAGAUUGUGGAUGAGAACAUAAAGGGAAGUUUCGACGCAGAAAGCAUGAGAAGGGCUGCCCUGAUUGCUUGCAGAGCAGUCGAAAGAGAUGCAAUGCGCAGACCAACUAUUUCAGAAGUGCUGGCUGAGCUCAAAGAGGCUUACAGUCUCCAGAUCGCCUAUCUUGCAUCUUCUGGACUUGUAAAUUAAUAUGUAUGCAUUAGUAUUCUUUAUGCAUGAGAGCAUUUAUCAUAAUAUUUUGUGCCGCAUACUUUGCCUCAAUUGAGAGAAAGAGGAGAGAGGAGGCAUAGUCUAUACUCUAUACCAUGAGAGAGUUGGAUCUUGGCAGGCUGAGAUAAUGGCUUAAGUUAUGUGAAAAUGGAAGUUGGGUUCGGCUUGCUGCCUUAGAGCUAAAGCAAGCACUUCUCCACUUACCAGGUCAGGAACUGUUGAAUAUAUAUAUAUGUCAUAUUGUAUCUUUAUUCUGCUUUUACAAAUGUUUUUGCUGUUAGAA